This is a messenger RNA of Melanotaenia boesemani (Boeseman's rainbowfish), 2006 nucleotides long. RefSeq lists its product as uncharacterized. The transcript has 5 exons. Gene Ontology annotation, molecular function: DNA-binding transcription activator activity, RNA polymerase II-specific; RNA polymerase II cis-regulatory region sequence-specific DNA binding. Gene Ontology annotation, biological process: regulation of transcription by RNA polymerase II. Gene Ontology annotation, cellular component: nucleus. Bases 195 to 1700 code for a protein of 501 amino acids. Lineage: Eukaryota; Metazoa; Chordata; Actinopteri; Atheriniformes; Melanotaeniidae. The record is from RefSeq and is a predicted model, not a curated record.
CUUGCAGACGCUUCCUGUGCUCGUGUUCUGCGGUGCGUCCGUGUCACCGAGCUCCUCUCUGGGGAGGUUUUUGUCUUUAACGGAGCCUCCGGCCGCAGCUGCAGCUCCCGGAGAUCCGCUGAUGCUCCGCGGGGCAGCGGGAGCUUUAGCCGGUUACCGACAGCCGGGAGUCCGGAGGCCGCUCUGCCCGAAGGAUGAGUUCCUCCGCGGCUCUGCACACGCAGCUGGCCGCGGUCAUGGAGUCUCUGGUCCACGCUGCGGUGGCGGAGCUGCAGAAGCUGGUGGAGGACAGCUGGGCCUUCAGGACCGGAGACUCCGGAAAUCAGACGCCUCAACCGGCCACGAGGCGGGCGGAGAGCCGGAAGAAGAUGGUGCAGUUUGCCGUCGUCAUGGAGACACUGGGGAACGAGGCUCUGGGGAAGAUGCUGAACAUUGUGGAUGAGACCCGGCUGCAGGUGGAGCGGAGCGGCAGGAAGUCACAGACCAGAGUCCUGAACAUCCUCAACAACAGGCAUGUAGAGCUGGAACAUUCCUACGGAGUCCCACAUCAGAGCUCCCACCCGGACCAAGCGUGUCAGACCAAAGCGGAGGCGGAGGAGACGGCGGAGGUCCCGUUUGUCCAGGCAGUCACCAUUAAAGAUGAAUAUGGAAACGUGGACCUGGGCGCCAUCGCGGAGCGAGCUCGUGUUGAAGCCGCUCCGCCGCCAUCGGACCAGCAGCAGAUCCCGUCUGGAGCAUCCGGGCCACCUGGUUCCGACCUGCAGAAGGCCUCCUGGAAGUUCUUCUCCUGCUCGGUCUGCGGGAAGUCUUUCUCGUCUCAGAGCAACCUGAACUCCCACCGCCUCAUCCACACCGGCGAGAAGCCGUUCUCCUGCAGCGUGUGCGGCCGGGCCUUCCGCCAGCGGCAAAGCGUGCACAGCCACAUGCGCACACACACCGGCGAGCGUCCGUUCGAGUGUGCGCAGUGUGGGAAGCGCUUCUCCAAGCAGGCGCAGCUGAAGACGCACUCGGUGGUCCACACCGGGGAGAAGCCGUUCGGCUGCGACGUGUGCGGCCGCCGCUUCAACCUGCUGCAGAACCUGCACCGCCACACCGUCACGCACACCGGCGACAAGAUGUUCGUCUGCUCCGUCUGCGGGAAGGGCUUCACCCGGGCCGUCACGCUCCGGACGCACCAGCUCAUCCACACCGGACAGAAGCCCUUCAAGUGCACGGAGUGCCCCAAAACCUUCCGGCACGCCGUCAACCUGCGGAACCACCAGCGCAUCCACAGCGGUGCGCGGCCGUUCGGCUGCGACCUGUGCGGGAAGACGUUCCGCCAGGCGGUGAACCUGAAGAUCCACCGCCGCAUCCACACCGGUGAGCGGCCCUUCAGCUGCGGCGAGUGCGGGAAGACGUUCAGCCAGCAGAGCAGCCUGAUCUCGCACGGCCGCACGCACUCCGCCGACAAGCCGUUCCAAUGCGCCUCCUGCGACAAGAAGUUCAACAACGCCAACAGCCUCAAGCUGCACAUGCGUGUGCACACGGGGGAGAAGCCGUACGCCUGCGACGUCUGCGGGAAGACCUUCAGCCAGGGCAGCCACCUGAGGACGCACAAGCGGCACGUGCACGCGGGCGGGAAGCAGUUCAUCUGCGACCGGUGCGGGAAGCGCUACGCCGACCAGCGCAACCUCAAGCUGCACAAGUGCGGCUACGCGUGACAGUAGGAAGCCCCUCCCACCUAAUGAUGGAGGAGAGACAGGAAGUGCACCUGCUGACCAAUCAGAGCUCAUAUCCAGGAAGGGGCGGGGCCUCUGUUUCAGGUGUUUAAUCCUUGACUUUAUGUUUACACACUACAGUUCUUGCGAGUCCAGCGUCUGUUGCCAUGGAGACGGCUCCAGUGACAGUUGUGACAUCAGACUUUCUGAUUGGUUGAAGCCACAAAUUUAAGUUAUUAAGAAGCUUCCUGUAAAUGUUUCUACUUUUCUACAUGAUGAUAAUUUUCAUGUUUGGGAAUAAAAUGUCUC